This is a messenger RNA of Zea mays, 4956 nucleotides long. Its product is annotated as replication protein A 70 kDa DNA-binding subunit B. The transcript is spliced from 15 exons. NCBI's taxonomy places the organism in Eukaryota, Viridiplantae, Streptophyta, Magnoliopsida, Poales, Poaceae. The coding region runs from base 1259 to 2947 and encodes 562 amino acids. The record is from RefSeq and is a predicted model, not a curated record.
CAGGUGGCUACACUCCAGAUCAUGUCUAGUACAUUUCUUCUUCUUCGAUGAAGGCAAGUGAAUGUAGCGGUGGUUGCUUCCGUUCUGACCUGUUAUUUCUAUCGCCUACACUCUAAUAUUCAGAAGUAUCAGAUUCUUUCAUAAUUGGACUCUAUGGUGAUGCUUUACUUGCUUGCAUUAUACUGAUGCUCAAUCAUAUAUUGAUGAUGAUUAUGAUUUGAGUAUGACUCAUGAGAUUAAUUCACACCCCUGAAGGUAAAUGAAGUAUUAUUUGAGGUUGGUAUUGUAUCUGAAGGUAAAUGAAGUAUUAUUUGAGGUUUGUGUUGUAUCUGAAGGAAGUGAAGUUUAUUGAUAAAUGUAGCAUGCCAUAUACAUUGCAUGACUCAUUUGCAUAUGAAGUUUUGUCGUGACCUAUGGUCCGACCGUACCGGUACAACUUAGCAUCGUACGUUGCCCGAGAAGGGGUACGAUGCGGCUUCAUACCCUUAGAGGUAUGAAGGCAGAGGACAUAUGCAUUGCAUUCAUAUGCAUUCAUUGAAGUGAUAUUUGCAGAUGAUGUGGUUUUAUACCCCCAGAGGUAUGAAGAUAGAGUACCUACACAUUGCAUUCCUAUGCAUACAUUGAAGUGAUAUUUGCAGGUAUUGUUGACGCAGGGAAGUGUUAUAGAACCUAUUGUGGUUGUUCGAGGAAAUGAGAUGGUAGUGGUUAUAGUGGGACUACUGAGUUCUAUAUCUACAAGCAUUUCUGAUUUUUAAUUGUGACUCUUUUAAAAUGUUGAUGAAUUCAAUUUGUGGUUUAAAUAUCUCGUCAGAACAAUUAGCUUGCUGAGAUGUUUCAUCUCACUCUUGCAUUACUCAAUGCAGGUGCUUGUUGCUCAUCAAGGGGAGUGGGAAGUAGCAGCACAUCCACCUUCAUUCUCAUAAUAAUGCUGCCCAGACGCAGCCAUGAUUUAAUUAGAAACUUCUUGUCAAAGGAUGUUUGUUUUUAACUAGUCGUGCGCACUGAUUAAUUCAGUUCAUGUUGUUAUGGUUGUCUUCCCAUUGCUAGCAGAUUAUUAAUGUCUUAUAUGUUUUCUUAUCAUGAUAUCUAUUUAUACUUUGUUGCUUCCCCCGUUUAUGCAAUUUUCAAAGGAGAUGCUGUCGAAAUUUUAUAUAUGAAUAUUAGAUGUGUAGUUUAGUAGCAUUCUGGGGUGUUUGUGGAUCCCGGGGUGUUACACUUAUUUCCCUGGAAAUGACUGACCGCUGCUUCUUUACUGCAGAUGGGGGACAUACUCAUACCUAGCCUUAUGGUUGGAGACUGCUCUCAUAGCUUGUGUGUGCGUGCCUCUAGGCUUUGGGAAUUCCUUGAUCCUCAGGAUGACAGUAGGCUCCUGCAUACUGAUCUUGUUUUGCUUGAUGAAGAGGGAAACAGCAUACAUGCCCAGAUCUAUCCUCCGUUAUGCCAACAGUUCAGUGCGCUGCUUGAUGAGGGAGCGGUAUACAACCUGAAGUAUUUCUUAGUCAGGAAAGCUAACAGGUUCUACAAACCGGUUGAAAACUGCAACAUGAUCAGCUUUACAAAGUGGACUACGGUUGAAGUUGUCCUCCAGAUCCCCCCUGCUUUUCCGGUUUGCACAUAUAACCUCACUCCCAUAGAACAACUCCAAGCGCGUGUGGACUACAAGGAAUAUUUCACAGAUGUGGUCGGUGUUGUCAGUGUGAUCUCCCAUGUUUCAUCGCUGCGCACAAGGGGACGACAGGCUGAGGUUAUGAAGAGAACAGUCACUAUAAGCAAUGCAAGGGAUACUGGGCCAACCGUUGAUGUUGUCCUUUGGGGCGAGCGGGCCACAACUUUCCCAGCUGAACAGAUCCACAGGGACAGUCGAUCCUCACCGCAGAUCAUAGUAUUUGUUGGCACUCUCGUGAGGAGUUACGCUGAUAAUGUGUCAUUAUCGGGUGGAUCAUCAUGCAAGUGGUACAUAAACGCACCGCUACCGGAAGUAAACGCUCUCAGAGCUAGUGCUGAAACCAACCACAACCCUGUCAUUUGGGAUCAGGGGAAAGCAGCUGCUGAGAGUACAGUCAUUGCAGUUCCUGAAUAUAAGAAACUCAAGGAUAUUAAAUACCUCCAUCCUUUUGAAAAUAAGAAGAAGGAAUGGCUUGUCGUCAUAAAGAUUCUCAAGAUUGAUAGAUCAUGGUGGUACAACGCAUGCAAAAAAUGCCUUAGGACAACCAAACCACACGGUGACACAUACAAGUGCACCAAUAAUUCCUGUGACAGCAUAGGAUCGCCUACCCCAAGGUACAAGAUAUCCCUCACCGCUGAAGAUGACACUGACACUGCCGAGUUUAUCUUCUUUGGACGAAUGGCGCAGCGCCUCAUUAAAAAAAAUGUGGACACCCUCAUCUCGACUAAUCCACCCGGUUUCAUUCCAAGAGAAAUUACAGAUCUACUGGAAAAGUCUUUCGAGUGGAAUGUUAGCUUCACCGAAAGCACAAUUAUUUAUGGCAGUGUUUCCUUCCAAGUGAAUGCUAUAAACGCAGAAAUGGAUGGUGGCAACAUGCUUCCAACUACACCGUCCUCACAGCCGUCGUCGACCAUACUUUCUCAAGUAGGACACGGAUCAGGUGUCGCACAAAACAGAGGGGCUGCCUUCAUCCGCGAGCCGUCACUAACACCAGAGAGUCACAAAGUUUCAUCUAGCGCCAAGUGUAACAUACAGACAACCCCACAUCAGGGAGACAAUCUGCUGCAAGGAACAGAGAUUAUCACUUCUCCGCCUAACGUGCAGGCACCAUCAGGAGCUGCUUACAGCGUGCUAGAUGGGUCUACAAACAAGGCUCACAAAAGUGUUGUCGGAAAAAGGUCUCGAACAUCACCGUCCAAGAAGGUUGCCAAGAAACUUUUUAGAGAUGAAGACACAGGAGAUGACGAUGUUGCUGGUUCCGCAGACGUUGAUGCUGAGUAACGUUGCAGUGCUUUUGGACACGAGCACCACCAGCCAUGGAGACCCGCUUUUGGGAACUGAGGAUCGCUUUUGGGAACUAUCCCAGUUCAUCUAGGUUACUCUUAGAACUUGCCUCCCCUGCUGUGCAGGGAGUAUGGUUUUAUGCUUGUAAGAUAUGAGCAGCGCUAUGCUGUGUGCUUCACUGCAAGUUAUGUAUUUUGGUGCUUCUAGGGUACUAACUGCUCAUAACUGUUCUAUGCGUGCGAUCUUGCGAGGACCAUACUCGCGGUAUGUAAAGCAUGCCUAUGUAGUCUAGGCCUGUACAAGACAUUUCUUCCCUUGGUGCUUGUACUAUUUCUCUUUGUUGUUCUGUGCUACUACCAGCUAUCUGUUUGUCGUUCUACUCCCCUUAGGACAGGGUUUCCUUUGACUCCAGCCAAUCAGACGCGUCCAUUUCAAGGUUUUCCUUAGUUUCCAUUGAGAUUUAUCUAUUACCAUGGUUAUCUGUUAAACAAACUAUGAAGUUCAGCAUAUAAUGGUCAGAGGCUAUGGUAUUUAUCUUAUAGUACAGGAAAUAGACAUCGGAGCAGCUCCUAUGUUCCAUUGAAGGACGAAGGCAAUUCAAUUCUGAAUGAUAAGAAAAAUACCAAGAUUCAGCUUGGGAUAAAAAAGAUUUGGUCUCACCCACUUGAGACUGUAUGAACUAUUAUGGUGGCGUGGACUGUGGAUCUUAACUGGUAAUUUACGUAUCCGUACUGGUUGGUUGACCUUAUAUUGAGAUGUUCACCAGCUUGACCUUAAUUUACAGAAAACUACUCUGAGGGUAAGUACUUAAGUUUUUUAUCUAUUUUCCUUCUAUUCAUAGUUGUAGUGUUGUUGCUUCAGUUUCGCAAUUGGUACUUCGGUCUCUUUUGCAUCAUUAUGCUUCAUGCCAUUACAAGAAAGAAUAAUUAUGCUUCAUGCCCCAGUCAGCUAGCUUCGAGACCUCGCUGGUUGAUAGGUGGUGGUAGCUACUUAGCGUUUGAUGGGUUUCUGUAGCAGUCAAACUAAACUGGCUUAAUUACAUUUUCUCUACCUAUUAACUUUAUCUGAAGUGCUGUGUGUAAAAUAGAUGACUAUUGUUUGUGAUGUGCAUCAUGAGGAUUCAUGAUAUACUGAUGACAAUAUUUUGUUCUCAUGAGCCUGUGGCAGUAGCCAACGAUCUACUUGUCCACUUGAACUAUUUUUCCAACUAGAUGAUUAACAUAUAGCACUCAGCUUGAAAUUCCUUUCAACUUUUCAUGGUAAAAGCACAACCUUACAUGUGGCUCUUAAUAAUUGAUAGACCUGAACACAGCCUGGAACACAUCAGGCCACUGAUAUUUCCUGCUAAGAGGCGCAAGGUUGUCACUAUGAAGAAGAGGAAGGAAAGGGUGUCCUGAAUCAACCCUUCCUUCAGUGAUGGGUAUCACUGCAGAAGAAAGCACUGCACUGAUACCUGCUGCUUCAGAAAGUAAAGCACAAAAGGAUCUUACUCCUGUUGGAAGAGAUGCUUUGUCACGAAUUAGAGGUCGAGAUUUUGACUCAGCAUGUGGUCUUACUGAGGAUACUGGGGCCUUGGUUGUAUGGCAAGCACCACCCAUCUGUUCAUGUAAUUUCUUUUGUAUUAUCUUGGGCUGACAGUAGUACUUUCUAUGAUUGAAGAAAUGGAUUCCUGUUAAGGAGAAAUUGGUUGUCCUCAAGAAAAAUGCGGAACCUUAUGUACAGAAGGUAUCGACAAGAUCAGUGAAGUUUUAUGAACGGAGGGAGGAUUUUCUAUCUCCGCUGUUUAGCCUGGAGUCAAAGGAGGCAGAAGGAGAUGAAGACGAGUGAGAUUGAGAGGAUCAAGGAAAUGCUGCUGUCUAGGAAAUGCUGCCUUUUUUAGAGAAAACUAGAUGAGUGUCAGUUUAUACGAAUCACCAAGUUGGCUUUGUUGUUGAGUGUCCUUAAUAAAGAUUUUUGCCUCUGUUUCUAAGACAGCGACAUUCUUAGAUAUAAAACACACUUUGUCA